AUGCAGUCCGCUGAGAAGAUAUCACGGGGCGAUACGAUAGGGGGCGGGGUUUCCGGGCUCGUGGAACGCUUACCAUCGGGAAACGUAGUUAAAUCACCAUGGACUGGUUCUGAGGAGGCUAUUUGCCGUGCUGAAAUAGCACUCGAGAGGCGCAUAUAUGAAAAUCUAGGCCCUCACGCUCGGCUGGUAAAGAUAAUCGCAUGGGAUGCCGACGAGUGCGUUCUCACUAUGGAGUACAUGCCAAAUGGCUGCCUUAGGGAUUACCUUACGAUGCACAACGAUGAGAUAUUGGUAGCACAGCGCCUUCGCUGGGCGCGGGAGGCGGCAGAAGGGCUUCAGCUAUUACAUUCUACCCACAUCCUUCAUUGUGAUGUCGGCCCCAAAAACUUUCUACUCGACGCCAAUCUUAAUCUUAAGAUUGCCGACUUUAGCGGAUCUUCGUUCGAAGGCUCUCGGGCGUCAGCUUGUGCACCACCAAUACGGUUCCAAUCUCCUAGUCAUGAUUUUCGAGGCUCAACGAUCCAAGAUGAUCUGUUCGCGCUCGGCUCUAUGGUUUACUUUAUCAUGACCGGCAGAGCUCCGUACGAGGAUGUUGGGAGCGAUGAAGUUAAGAAACGUUACAAAGCUCACAACUUCCCUUCUGAUGUAACGGAGAUCCUCUGUGGGGAGAUAAUCCAGCGUUGUUGGCACUUCGAGGUUGCUUCUGCUCAAGAAGUAUACGACUUUGUUAGCAAUGAAUCAACCUCGUAG
Messenger RNA from Venustampulla echinocandica, 750 nucleotides. RefSeq lists its product as uncharacterized. Gene Ontology annotation, biological process: protein phosphorylation. Lineage: Eukaryota; Fungi; Ascomycota; Leotiomycetes; Helotiales; Pleuroascaceae. The transcript has a single exon. The record is from RefSeq and is a predicted model, not a curated record. Bases 1 to 750 code for a protein of 249 amino acids. Gene Ontology annotation, molecular function: ATP binding; protein kinase activity.